AUGGGUUUGAUCCUGCAUUCACUCUGUGCGCUCGUGGCUCUGCUUUCUCCGGCUGCGCGCGCCACAGAGAGCACGAGCGGCGCAUUUCCUCUCGCGCUCGACCCCAGCCGGAGCUCACCUGGGGAGGAGGAGCGGCUCGAGCCUCCGUACCUGACGCUCCCGGUGUACCUGCACUCCAGAUCCCCGCUCGUGCCGAAGCAGCGCUUCUCUCUGGCGCACGCGAGGGCUCGUCUCCAGCGCGUGCAGGUACCGGAGCGCGUGCGGCAGCUGCUCUUGCCCGCGCCGCGGCGACCUCAGAAGUCCCGGCGCGUGAGAGGCGCCGUGCGGGUCGCGUGCAGCCCGAAGGAGAUGCGCGUGCGGAUCCAGACGGAGAGCGCGCGGGUGAAGCUGGGCACGUGCGGCGCGAGCGCUUCUACGGAGCAGUUCGUGAUGUUUCAGUACGAUCUGCAGCAGUGCGGCACCCACAGACAGGUGAUAAACGGCACCGUCACUUAUUCAAACACUCUUCACUACGUCCCUGACGAGAGCAGCUCUGACUUCUUCUCCAUACCUGUACAGUGUCACUUCAACAGGUUCCACUACUCCUAUAAGAUCGGUUUUGUCCCCCAUGUUGAAACAGUGAGGUUCUUCAAGCCCAUCAGAACUAAAGGCAGCGUCUCACUGAGCGUCUGUGAUGAGAACUGGAACAAACUUCCCCCCCUCCAGGGUUUCGUGAUCGGACACCCAGUGUUCCUCGAGGCUGAAGUUCCCCUCGUCUCUGAAGGUGAAAGGUUACACUCUGAUUUCUGUCACAUAACCACUAAAAGUUCUCGUCUCUCCCUCCCACGACUCGACAUCAUCCACAACUACGGCUGUAUGAUUUACAGUAACGGCAGCCAGUGGAGAUUCAUGAAAAGUGACAGGAGGAACGUGGUCAGGUUCUCUAUCGAUGCUUUUACACUUCAGGGUCUCUUGGCCAAGCACUUGUUCUUGCACUGUGAAAUGUCGGUUCGAGAUGCGACUGCAACACCGACGUCCAAGUUCUGCACUUAUAACCAGCAGGAUCUCAGAUGGGAGGAACUUUAUGGUUCUGACUCAGUUUGUUCAUGCUGUGAUUCGUCCUGUCUGUCUGAAACACCAGAAGGUGAAAUUAAAUAUCACACAUAA
This is a messenger RNA of Trichomycterus rosablanca, 1146 nucleotides long. RefSeq names its product zona pellucida glycoprotein 3d tandem duplicate 2 (gene zp3d.2). The record is from RefSeq and is a predicted model, not a curated record. The transcript is spliced from 8 exons. NCBI's taxonomy places the organism in Eukaryota, Metazoa, Chordata, Actinopteri, Siluriformes, Trichomycteridae. The coding region runs from base 1 to 1146 and encodes 381 amino acids.